Messenger RNA from Triticum dicoccoides, 924 nucleotides. RefSeq lists its product as uncharacterized. The record is from RefSeq and is a predicted model, not a curated record. The coding region runs from base 232 to 885 and encodes 217 amino acids. Lineage: Eukaryota; Viridiplantae; Streptophyta; Magnoliopsida; Poales; Poaceae. The transcript is spliced from 2 exons.
UCCUCCAAAUUCCCCUCGGGAUCGAUCCCGAGCCAACCACCUCUCCACCUCCCCGAUCCUUCCACCAACCAGCAUCGUCUCCGACCAAGUCCCUUGUUUUCCGCCGCCACCCAAUCCGUCCUCCGCGCCCACAGGCUCUCCCGCUCGAGGGCUCCAUGCUGUCUUCGCCAAGCCCCAGGAGCUCGAGCCCCUUCUCGCGCGCCCCUGCUCCACCACAUCGCACCGACGACCAUGACCAUUGACCAGGACAUCGCCCUCACCUGUGCCCCCUCUUCUCUUUUCCUGCCUUCUCCUUCCUCCUCUGCUCUAAUCCCUCUCUCUCUACUUCUCUUGCUUCCGCAGGGACCAGAGGAUCUCUGCCCCGACGCCAUGGACGGGGGUCGCCGCUCCCUAAUUCCGGCCUCGUGCGGGCUUGCCAAGCCCCAAGCCGCGCCGGAUCUGGAGGGGAUCACCGCCGCCGCGCCUUCUUCCCGACCCCCACGAGCUUCUCCGGCCCCAUUCCUGUCGAAGGCCGCUGUUGUCGCUCUGGUUCGGCGUGACCAGUUUGCCUGCAUCGCCUCUGUUGCUACGCCUACAUCGCCCCAUUGUAGCGUCUGCACUGCUCAUAGUCGUCGCCUUCCACCGCCACCCUUGCCUCGAAUCUGGCCAGUUCCCAUGGCCCCUCGCCCCGCCAAGUCCUCUGUUGCUUCUCUACUACGCGCCAUUGCCUCCCCUAUGUCCAGACGAGGACGAAAACACACCGCUCCCGUUGACCGCAACGCACAGCCCGAGCUCCCUGGCUCGAUCCGGUCCCCGUUGACCGCGAGCGUCGGCUGGGUCUUAGCCGUGCCAAGCCCGGCGGCCUUCCCUCCAACUAAUUGGCCAAGCCCAUGUUCUUCUCGGUAAUCCGGUAACAUCGUGUUGUGAGGAUUCGUUCGACUACGU